This is a messenger RNA of Plasmodium adleri (nom. inval.), 381 nucleotides long. RefSeq names its product U6 snRNA-associated Sm-like protein LSm4, putative. Gene Ontology annotation, cellular component: spliceosomal tri-snRNP complex; U6 snRNP; P-body. Gene Ontology annotation, biological process: mRNA splicing, via spliceosome; spliceosomal snRNP assembly; P-body assembly. The transcript has 4 exons. The record is from RefSeq and is a predicted model, not a curated record. NCBI's taxonomy places the organism in Eukaryota, Apicomplexa, Aconoidasida, Haemosporida, Plasmodiidae. Bases 1 to 381 code for a protein of 126 amino acids. Gene Ontology annotation, molecular function: U6 snRNA binding.
AUGGUGUUUCCCUUAACUUUGUUAAAAUGUUCUCAAAAUCAACCAGUGAUGGUUGAAUUAAAGAAUGGAGAAACAUACAGUGGUUUUUUAGUUUUCUGUGAUCGAUUUAUGAAUUUGCAUAUGAAAAAUAUAAUAUGUACAUCAAAAGAUGGAGAUAAAUUCUGGAAAAUUUCAGAGUGUUAUGUGAGAGGAAAUAGUAUAAAAUAUAUUCGUGUGCAAGAUCAAGCUAUAGAACAAGCCAUUGAAGAAACAGCCGAACAAAAAGCUAGAAAUAUGGGAAGAGGAAGAGGAGGACGUGGUAGAGGCCGAGGUGGCAUGAAUAGGGGCACGUAUGGACGAGGUCGCGGAGGUGCCAUGAGAAGAGGAGGAAGAGGUCAAUGA